AUGGCUUCUGCAAGUGACGUCCGAGCAAUUCUGCAGCUUCCCCCGACCUUUGCCGGUCCAUCUCAGCUCAAAAAGCCUUCUGCACCUGGUCCCCGAAAACCUGAGGGCAUUUCUCGAGAAUUAUACUCGUUAAUUGGUGAUUCAGCCCCUACGCUUGUAGCACAAUACUCUCGACCGAAAUUCAAACCGAAAUUGGACCUUGGUGCUAGGAACAGGACUAGUGACAGUCUGGAAUUGUUUCAUUGGGCGAAAGUGGGAAUUGAAGAGAAGGAGUCUAAAUUCUCCAAGUACAACGUACCCUCACAAGUAUAUUCGUACACACAAGAAGAAUAUGACAAGCAUUUACAGGAUGAAGCGUGGUCAAAAGAGGAGACAGACUAUUUGUUUUCGUUGGCCAAGGAGUACGAUCUACGCUUCCUAGUAAUGGCGGAUCGAUAUCAGUUUCCUGGAGGCAAAUCACGGCAAAUAGAGGAUCUCAAGUCUCGAUAUUAUGGUGUUUGUCGUCGUCUAAUUCGCAAUCGCCCUUGGAUGGGAGAUGAGGCCUCUAAAAACCAGCUUCUUGCGAGCUACAACUUUGACCCAGAGCAAGAAAGAAACCGCAAAGCAUACCUCAAUGGUCUAUUUGAUCGAACGCCGGAACAGAUAGCCGAAGAAGAGCAAUUGUACGUAGAGAUCAAGCGGCUCGAGCUCAAUGAACGACGAUAUUCGAAGGAACGUGAAGAGCUCCUGAGAACAUUCGCUGGCGUUGAAAGUGGAUUACCAAAUCUGCCCGCAAAUUGGGACAUCGCUGCCAGUGUUGCCAUGGACAAGAAGCGGAAAAAGAGGCUUGAGGGAGAGAUAUCACUCGAUAGCCCUGUUGGACCCGGCUCCGGGAUGAGUCUAUUUUCGCAGAAGCGUAGGGACACUGGAAAGUCUUCAGCUACGGACAUGUUGCAUUGCAUUGUGCGCUACGAUCCCCCUUCAAUUCUUUCCUCCACCAAAUCGAGCGCACCCGUUCACCUUCGCAGUUCUCGGAUACCCGUGCCAAAAUCCAGUCAUCACUCUAAAGUCACAACUAUUCUUGCCGAGUUAGGAAUAUCAACUUCAAGGCUAGUCAUGCCAACUGCGACAAACAUUGCACGGCUAGAAACACUCCAAGCUGCUGCUGUGAACGUGAUGGAGAUGAAAAAGAGCCUCGACAGAGUGGAACAGGACAUCAGAAUCAUGGAGGCCCAACUUAACGUUCGAGAUAGUGAGGCUCCAGCUGAGGAGGAUGGAAGACAACAAAGUUUGGAAGCUGGGGCUUCGACCCUUGCACAGAAAUUCGUGGACAAGCAAGCGCACCAGCGCAAACGCUCUGUGUCUACCUCAUCAGCGGGUACCUCGGUUGCGCGAGGGGCUACAAAGCGUGUCAAGAGAGAGUGAGGUGACGGGAUGCGGCAGCGGCAAACAUUGGUUCACUGUACUGUAUAAUAUGAAAUUAGGUGUGUCAGUGAGAACGCGAUGCGACUUGGUAUUCAAGGAAGGAUGGAUCCGUU
This is a messenger RNA of Cantharellus anzutake, 1517 nucleotides long. RefSeq lists its product as uncharacterized. NCBI's taxonomy places the organism in Eukaryota, Fungi, Basidiomycota, Agaricomycetes, Cantharellales, Hydnaceae. The record is from RefSeq and is a predicted model, not a curated record. Gene Ontology annotation, molecular function: transcription corepressor activity. Gene Ontology annotation, cellular component: NuA4 histone acetyltransferase complex; Swr1 complex. The transcript is spliced from 8 exons. The coding region runs from base 1 to 1404 and encodes 467 amino acids. Gene Ontology annotation, biological process: chromatin remodeling; negative regulation of transcription by RNA polymerase II; DNA repair.